GAGGAAGUCACUAUAGAGUAUUGAGAAAAAGUUUGUUGAAAUUAGAGAUAAAACACCAGCUCUGAGAGUCAGAAGUUCUACUUCCCAAUGAAAUGCUGCUUCUGCCACUUCUAUUUCUAGCAGUUAUCUUCCCGGGUGGUGACCAUGAGGAUGCCUUCCAGGGGCCAACCUCUUACCAUGUCAUCCAGAUUUCGACGUUUGCCAACAGCACCUGGGCACAAAAUCAAGGCUCAGGCUGGUUGGAUGAUUUGCAGAUUCUUGGCUGGGACAGUGACUCAGGCACUGCCAUUUUCCUGAAGCCCUGGUCCAAGGGCAACUUCAGUGAAGAGGAGGUGACUGAGAUGGAGGACCUGUUCCGAGCCUACUUCAUUGAAUUCACUCGGAGAGUGCAGGACUAUGUCAGUGAAUUCCAGUUGGAAUAUCCCUUUGUGAUCCAGGGCAUAGCAGGCUGUGAGCUGCAUUCUGGGAAGUCCACAGGAAGCUUCCUGAGGGUAGCUUUAGGAGGACUGGAUUUCAUGAGUGUGAAGAAUCACUCAUGUGCACCUGCUCCGGAGGGUGGUAGCAGGGCACAGCAGUUCUGUGCACUCAUCAGUCAGUACCACGGCAUCUGGGGUAUCAUAGACACGCUCCUCUCAGAAACCUGUCCUCGAUAUCUCCUGGGUGUCCUCGAUGCAGGAAAGGCAGAGCUGCAGAGGCAAGGGAAGCCCGAGGCCUGGUUGUCCAGGGGUCCCAGUCCUGGGCCUGGCCGUGAGCUGCUGGUGUGCCACGUCUCAGGAUUCUACCCGAAACCUGUCUGGGUGAUGUGGAUGAGGGGCGAGCAGGAGCAGCCUGGCACUCAGCAAGGUGAUGUCCUGCCCAGUGCUGACUGGACUUGGUAUCUCCAAGCAACGCUGGAUGUUACUGCUGGGGAGGUGGCCGGCCUGAGUUGCCGAGUGAAGCACAGCAGUCUAGGAGACCAAGACAUCAUCCUCUACUGGGGACACCCCACCUUCAUCGGCUUGAUAUUUUUGGCAAUAAUAGUGCCCUCCUUGGUCCUUUUGAUAUGUCUUGCAUUAUGGUUUUUGAGGCGCUGGUGA
Molecule: messenger RNA, 1076 nt
Organism: Hippopotamus amphibius kiboko
Lineage: Eukaryota; Metazoa; Chordata; Mammalia; Artiodactyla; Hippopotamidae
Product: T-cell surface glycoprotein CD1b-1-like
Exons: 5
Coding region: 93-1076 (327 amino acids)
Biological process (GO): antigen processing and presentation, exogenous lipid antigen via MHC class Ib; immune response; antigen processing and presentation, endogenous lipid antigen via MHC class Ib
Cellular component (GO): external side of plasma membrane
Molecular function (GO): endogenous lipid antigen binding; lipopeptide binding; exogenous lipid antigen binding
Source: RefSeq, a predicted model, not a curated record